AUGUGUGAGCAUUUAUCUUACCCAAACUCCAUUCCUAUAUCUCGUGAGCAACUAGUUCUAAUUGUCUUUGAUAUUAGUCAUAUUACCAGAAUAUGUGUGGGUAACAUUAACUUUAUUCUCUUCUCCGUUUAUAUUGUUAAGAAUUCUGUUGUUUGGCGAGAGUCAUUCUCUUUUAGUACAGUAUACUUUAACACACUCACUGUUGAUCCGGUCAUACCUUCUAAAUGUGUUGACAAAACAAAUUGCCACCAGUUUGGUAUAGCAAUUUGUACUGCGCCAGAUCUGCAAGUUUGGGUUCAGAAAACCUGUCCUAUGUAUUGUCAUAGUUGCCCAACUCCUUCAGUUCCACAGAAUGGAGCUUGCCUGGUUGGCUCAAAAAUAUAUAAACCCGGAGAAACGUGGCAGGAAUCUUGCUCAAUGACGUGCGUCUGCGAAGAUGGUUUGAGAGGAAUUGCUAGAUGUUAUGACAAGUGUGCCCAAUUUGCCAAUUUGCCUCCUAACUGUCAAAAGGUGAAGUUAGCAGGGGAAUGUUGUCCUAAAAUAAAAUGCGAUCAAGGGACAAUUAUUGAUUCUGGUGGUUCGUCUAACAAGUCAACCGGUCACUCAAUCCAGGGUUGCAUGUACAAAGGACGUUAUUAUCCCAAAGACCAAGUGUGGACGGAUGGAUGUGAUUACUCAUGCAAAUGUAUUAACGCCACUCAAGGAAUAUACGAAUGCACCGAAAGGUAA
Octopus bimaculoides (California two-spot octopus) is the source of this 729-nucleotide messenger RNA. RefSeq names its product collagen alpha-4(VI) chain. Gene Ontology annotation, molecular function: protein binding. Lineage: Eukaryota; Metazoa; Mollusca; Cephalopoda; Octopoda; Octopodidae. The record is from RefSeq and is a predicted model, not a curated record.